UUUUGCUUUGCUGACGUCGCUGUCGUGUACCACUCCUGUCAAAUUGACAAUUUACGAUUCAAUGAUUCUUUCUUGCAUGGUUUGCUGAAAAUAUUUAUUUCUGUAUUUUCUAUCAGGGACGAGGAUUAAUCAUUAUUUGUAUGAUCUAAAAUGUCACAAAAUCGUGUUAUUUGCGAAACUAACCAAUUGAUAUAACGUAAGAUAAGUGGUAGUUGUAAAUAAAAGUGAAAUAAAUAGUCAAGAUGGUUUUAGCAGAUUUGGGUCGUAAAAUAACAACUGCUUUGCAGUCCCUUAGCAGGGCUACUAUCAUUAAUGAAGAAGUUUUGAAUUCUAUGCUGAAACAAAUCUGUGCUGCUUUAUUGGAAGCUGACGUUAAUAUCCGAUUAGUGAAAAACCUUCGUGAAAAUGUACGUGCCGUCAUUGACUUCGACGAAAUGGCUGGGGGGCUUAAUAAAAGAAGGAUGAUACAGUCAGCUGUAUUCAAGGAACUUGUCAAACUUGUUGAUCCCGGAGUAAAACCUUACCAGCCAAUCAAAGGCAAGCCAAAUGUCAUUAUGUUUGUUGGACUGCAAGGGUCUGGAAAAACUACUACAUGCACAAAGCUUGCCUAUCAUUACUUGAGGAAGAAUUGGAAAUCAUGUUUAGUGUGUGCAGACACAUUCAGAGCUGGAGCUUAUGAUCAGGUCAAGCAGAACUGUACCAAGGCUAGAAUACCUUUUUAUGGAAGUUACACAGAAGUUGACCCUGUAGUGAUAGCAACAACUGGUGUUGAGAUGUUCAAAAAGGAAGGUUUUGAGAUGAUCAUAGUGGACACGAGCGGUCGGCACAAACAAGAGGAGUCUUUGUUCGAGGAAAUGUUGGCAGUUGCUAAUGCCAUUAAACCAGACAACAUUAUCUUCGUGAUGGAUGCCACAAUAGGUCAAGCUUGUGAAGCCCAAGCCAGAGCCUUCAAAGACAAAGUAGACAUUGGAUCUGUAAUUAUUACAAAAUUGGACGGACAUGCGAAGGGUGGUGGUGCCUUGUCAGCUGUUGCUGCUACCCAGAGUCCCAUCAUCUUCAUAGGCACUGGAGAACAUAUUGAUGACCUGGAACCAUUCAAAACAAAGCCUUUCAUAAACAAACUCCUUGGCAUGGGAGACAUCGAAGGUCUUUUGGAUAAAGUUAAUGAACUCAAAUUGGAUGACAAUGAUGAACUCUUAGAAAAAUUAAAGCAUGGACAAUUCACUCUCAGAGCUAUGUAUGAACAAUUCCAGAAUAUUAUGAAAAUGGGUCCAUUUUCCCAAAUUAUGGGAAUGAUUCCAGGGUUCUCUCAAGAUCUUAUGUCCAAAGGUAGUGAACAGGAAUCAAUGGCGAGAUUGAAGCGUCUUAUGACCAUUAUGGACUCUAUGAAUGAAGGAGAGUUAGACCACCGCGAUGGCGCAAAAUUAUUUACCAAGCAACCCACCAGAAUAACUCGAGUCGCACAAGGCGCGGGCGUUACGGAAAGAGAUGUUAAGGACCUUAUUGCUCAAUACACUAAAUUUGCCGCCGUUGUCAAAAAGAUGGGUGGCAUCAAAGGACUUUUCAAAGGCGGCGACAUGGCGAAGAAUGUUAACCAAACUCAAAUGGCUAAACUCAAUCAACAAAUGGCUAAGAUGAUGGACCCUCGUAUUUUGCAGCAGAUGGGCGGCAUGUCUGGAUUGCAUAACAUGAUGAAGCAGUUGCAACAAGGAUCUAGCGGAAUGAGUAGUUUAAUGGGUGGUAAAUGACAGUAGUUCAUUUUGUUUCUUAGCCUUUUUACUUAUAUCUUUUAUCUGUAUUAAAUUUGAUCAAUAAAGGAAUACAAUGCA
Messenger RNA from Amyelois transitella, 1829 nucleotides. RefSeq names its product signal recognition particle subunit SRP54 (gene Srp54k). Gene Ontology annotation, molecular function: GTPase activity; endoplasmic reticulum signal sequence receptor activity; 7S RNA binding. Lineage: Eukaryota; Metazoa; Arthropoda; Insecta; Lepidoptera; Pyralidae. Gene Ontology annotation, biological process: SRP-dependent cotranslational protein targeting to membrane; SRP-dependent cotranslational protein targeting to membrane, translocation. The record is from RefSeq and is a predicted model, not a curated record. The transcript has 7 exons. Gene Ontology annotation, cellular component: cytosol; signal recognition particle, endoplasmic reticulum targeting. Bases 243 to 1748 code for a protein of 501 amino acids.